Molecule: messenger RNA, 423 nt
Organism: Cylicostephanus goldi
Lineage: Eukaryota; Metazoa; Nematoda; Chromadorea; Rhabditida; Strongylidae
Source: the annotation of a GenBank genome assembly
AUGGUUCGCGGUGUAGUGACAAUGGAACGAGUGGAAACAUUUUCCGCCGCCCAUCGGCUCCACUCAAAUCAGCUCAGCGAUGAGGAAAAUCAGAAAAUUUACGGGAAAUGCAACAAUCCCAAUGGUCAUGGGCAUAAUUAUGUUUGGAAGGUAAAACUCCGAGGUAUUCCUGAUCCGGAGACGGGUAUGGUUUACGAUCUAGCCGAAUUGAAACAGGAUAUGAAGACAAUUUUGGAUACAGUAGAUCACAAAAAUCUCGACAAAGAUGUGGAAUUUUUCCAGCACAACGUCAGCACUUCAGAAAAUGUAGCGAUCUACCUUUGGGAGAAGUUACGAGUGCAAAUGAAGAAACCGAAAUUGCUGUACAAGGUUACAGUUGAGGAAACUCCGAAAAAUAUCUUCACCUACAAGGGAGAGAUUUAG